Molecule: messenger RNA, 5150 nt
Organism: Rhopilema esculentum
Lineage: Eukaryota; Metazoa; Cnidaria; Scyphozoa; Rhizostomeae; Rhizostomatidae
Product: EF-hand calcium-binding domain-containing protein 4B
Molecular function (GO): GTPase activity; GTP binding; calcium ion binding
Source: RefSeq, a predicted model, not a curated record
UUUAAUACAGGAUAUUUGUAAAUAAGAUGGGUUUACAUAAGGUUUUUAUUAACAUAGCUAGAAACAAUAGAACCAGAAAACUAAAUGUUUGUCGCUGAGAUUUGUCUAUUAUUUUGGCAGGUACUCUCUUAUCGUCAAAGAAAAGGCUUUUAUUUCAUCUCCGAGUGAAUAAAUUUGUUUUGAAGCAACUGUCAAGGAAAAGAGCAGUGAGCACAUUUUAAUUAAAAACAUUUGAGAAAGUUCGCUUUGAUUUUAUGGAUUCGAGGUACAUUGCAUGACUCAGUGUGAAAAGAAUGAGCUCUAUCACCUUAGAGAAGAAAGCAUUUCGUCGUGUACACAUCAGACAGUCGAUGCACAAGCGAAAGGUCAGUUCUCGAAUCAGGCGCCUUUUCAGUAUUUGUGACGAAGAAAAGAAGGGUUACGUCACACGAGAAGAGCUGUUUCGACUAACAAAGGAAAUUGCUUUGACGAAAGAAGAAGUGAACAGCGCGUUCUAUUAUCUUGAUAAAGACAAAAAUGGAUCACUAAGUCUAGAUGAGUUCAUGGAGGGGUUUGACGUAUUUCUCGGGACGCGACAAGUCUCAAGCAAAAGUUUUAAUCACCAAGAAAUAUCAGAUUCUUCGCAGCUCUUUGACUAUAUAGACAGAAAUGGGAAAGGCUUUAUAACCCAAGAAGAUUUGCAGUCAGUGGGUGGCGAGUUCAAUUUGACUCAAGAGGAAAUACAAUCGAUCUUUCUUGCAUUGAGUAAAAAGGGAAGAACUGUGCUUACUUUCAAAGAUUUCGAAGAAGGUCUUGAAAAUCUAACAAAUGCUGUUGAUGCAGACGAAACUGUUUCCAUGGAUGAAGAAGUUUUCACGAAUGGCGUUGGCGACAACAAUGAUGACGGAGAUACAAACAUGGAUUAUGCAAAUUUUGGCCAGGAUGAUUUGAAGGAGAUACUGGCGCAGAAAGCUACAGAAUUAUUUAAAGUUUGUGACAAAGAUGGCAAAGGAUAUAUCACACAGGAAGAUCUACUGGAACUUACAAAAGAGUUGGCCUUGAGUUCCGACCAAGUGCAAUCUGCUUUUGUAAAACUUGAUACAGAUGAAAAUAAGUUUCUAACACUUGAUGAGUUUAUUGGUGGAUUUGGGGUAUUUCUCGGAGUUGAACACCAGGAGGACUUAAACCCGGAAGAGAGGAAACGACAAGAGAAGGCGAGGGAGCUGUUUGACCUUUGUGACGAAGGAAGUAAAGGCUACGUAACCAAGACCGAUUUGUUGCGAUUGAUGAAGACUCUAGGAUUGACGAAGGAUCAGUUGAUUUUGAUUUUCGACCAGUUAGAUGACGAUCAAAAUGGAUUUUUAACUAUUCAUGAAUUCACAACUGGCUUUAGCGAAUACUUGGACGACUCAUUCGACGACCAUGAGCAGGCAGAGUUUGGUCGUCAAGGGAGCUUUAAUCAGUAUGGCGCUGAUAAUGACCCCAAAUAUUGUAGCACCGAUGUGAUAACAUUUGUAAAGCAACCAUCAGUUGAGCAGUUGGACUCAAACGCUAAGCUUCUAAUCAACAAUAUAGAUGAAUGCAUCGCAGAUUCUCUCACCAAAGAGCAGCUUGCCGAGCUAUGGAAAACGUUACAGCAAACAGAUGUCAGGACAUUGACAAGAUUUGAAGAAUUUCUUAUUAAUAUAACAAGUGAAAUUAAGAGAGCAAGGCAAGAAACUGUCCAUUUGGAAAACACUUUAAAAAGAAAAGCACUGUCGCACGAUAUAGAAGUACAGAAAUUGUAUGAGGAAAUGGAACAGCAAAUUAAAACUGAAAAAACCAAGAUAAACGACCUGGAAGCAAGAAGAGAGAAAAUGAUAAGAGAAGAGAUGAAAAUUCAGCUUGAAGAUAAAGAUUCUCAGCUUACAAGGUUGAUGACGACUCAACGCGAGUUGGAAGAACGGCUCUUCGAAAUCCAACAACACGAACAUAAUUUGAAGCAGGAGAACAUAAAACUAGUGCAGCAAAAUUCUGAACUGGAAGAAAGGCUGAAAACCUCGGUGUCAAGCUUGGAAGACACACAAGUGUACGUCUCAACAUUGCAAGCCUCGACAGCUAAGGAAAAAAGAGACCGGAUACGUGCUGCCAUGCAAGCAUCACAUGGAAUGCAGAAAGAACAUGAAAGCUUGAUUCGUCAAUUAGAUAUGCUCCGAGAAAUGAACCAGAAACUCAGAGACGACAAGGAUGCUAUUGAGUCAUCAAUGAAGAUGCGAGCAGAUCGAACCACGAGUCUUGAUGAUGAGAUUCAUAUGGCCGAGGGGAAGAUACCUUUGCAGAAAACCGGUUCAAUCAUGAGCUCAUAUUUCAGUGCUACGAAACGAGGACGUCAAAAUUCGAGCACUUCGGCAAGAAACAGAAAUCUUCUUGAGAAGCAAGGAUCUUUAAUGUCAUUGUACUUUGAGCCAAGCCGAGGCAGCCAAGAGAGCUUAGUUUAUGGUGAUAUCCCCCCUGACGACAUGCGGCAAGAUUCUUUCAACGAAGAUGAUCACCCUGAGUGGCGAAGGAGACUCAUCAGGGCCGUUGAGGAAGACGGGGAAUUGAUGCUAGGUGAUACUGAAAGCAUGGACUAUAACAGUGAUACUGGUACACUUUCAGCAAGUUUCUCUACUGAAAAUGGAAACAAAUACUUUGAGCCACCUGGCGACGACCAUGAUGUUUUGACCUCGACACCAAUACGCAGCGAAAACCCAAGCGAGGAAUCACCUACAAGACGGCGUAGGAUGUUGCCAACUAUCCAUGGCGGGAACGAGUCUUUGUAUCAGCCAAGAAAUGAAGACGAGGAUGUGAUCGGGCAUAUUAAGGCGUUGCGGAGAAAGCUGUCAAAUGAACACGUAUUGAAUGGAGAGGUUGAUGGCAUAAACAGAUCGGAAGGCGUUGCUCAAAAUGAGGACACUAAUGACAAAGUUGACGAUGUAAAGAAGCUCGAGCUAUCUAGUUCUACGUGUGGUGCAGAAGAGGAAAAUUGUGGCAACAAGUAUCGGAAUGACGAAAAUUUCAACAUCGAUGAUGAAAGUGGUUCAGUUUCACAUGAGGAUAUGGAAAGUGAAUUAGGAAAUUCACACGAGCAAGUACCCGGCCAAACAGAGGAUCAAAUGAGUGCAACAGAGAGUGAAGCAGACAGAAUGUCACAUGGAGUAGAAGAGGAAAUGAAAGAGGUCAUUUCUUUGGACAUGGAAGAAAGCAAGAAGCACUUGCGUGAAAUGCUGAAUGAUCUGGCGAAACCACAGACACAACAAAAAGCAUUGGCAGGCAGUGACUCAAAUGAUGCGAGCAGUUCGAACGCUCCUUUGAAUGCCCAACCUUCUGAAGAGCCUCCUUCCAAUCCUAACCGGGUGUACAAAAUUGUCUUUGUUGGUGAUUCUGGAGUCGGUAAAAGCAGUUUGAUUCACCGGUUCUGCUUCAAUCACUUCCGAACGAAUUUUUCUGCAACGAUUGGUGUUGACUUUCAAGUGAAAAUCGUCAAGGUUUUCCAAGAAUGGGUUGCGUUGCAGCUAUGGGACACAGCUGGUCAGGAGAGAUUUCGAAGCAUCACAAAGCAGUACUUCCGAAAAGCUGAUGGUGUUAUUGUCAUGUUUGAUUUAUGUUCAGAAAGAUCUUUCAAAAACAUGAGGAACUGGAUGAACAGUGUAGAGGAUUCUGCUGAGCCCGAGUGUACAGUGAUGAUCCUUGGAAAUAAACUCGAUCUUGCUGAUGAUGGGUUUCGUAAGAUCAAAGUAGACAUUGGAGAAAAACUGGCGCAAGAUUUCAGCAGUGCAUACUUUGAAGUGAGUGCCAAAUCGGGACAUGGGGUCAACGAGGCGAUGGUCAAAAUGUCCAGGUUGCUUGCUGAAAAGGAAGAUUCCCUUAUGAAAAUGAGCGUUCUCAACCUUGAUGUCAAUUCCGAUAGCAAAAAGAAGAAAACAUGCUGUUGAUGACCGUGAAGGCUUCACAUGGAAUAACAAAUUUGUCAUGGUGUUCCAUUCGAAUAGAGGAUAGAUAAAAUCGCUCAUGGCGAAACGAUCAUGGCGAAACGAUCACGGUGCAACAAAGGACUGCGAAAUCACCUCUUUCCAGAGCAAUUGCCGGGUACCGGAUGAAAGGUAUUUUUUCAGAAGUAUCUUGUCUUCAUUUGUUUCAAAUAAUUUUAUUUGACAAAAUUUUAUUGUCACCCUAUUGGCCUACCAAUACAAGAGCCUUUUGGUACUCCCAUUUUUCUUAAGAAACCUUGAUUAGGCUAUAGAUAGUUAAAAUGAAAAUUUGUGAUCGGCUUUCGUUUUCACCAAAAUAUAAUUCGAGGAGACAGGAUAGGAAUUUUUCUAACAAAGGGCAGAAUGUUGAUUUGUUAUUUAUUUAAUUAAUACGUGGGACACAGUAGUUGUAAGGAUUAAAAACUGUCUUGAAAAUUUACAGAAUUUUCUUAAUUUAAAAUUGAGUUUGUAUCAUAAUUGUUUCAUUGGUAUUUAAAAUAUCGUUUAUUUAAUGUUUGGGGAAUAUAAUACGGAUGUCUUCGGUAAAAUUAUUAAAAAGCUCUAUUUUCGUAGCUUUAAGAUUGUAAUUAUGAAUAGAUUGUCUAAGUUAAGGCAGCAAUUAUCUAAAACCCAUGGUCUGGUAGAAAUAUUAUUCUAGCUUUUUCAGCAACUUUUUCGUCUGAUGGUCAGAGAAAGAAAAUAUUUUCUAUAAUUAAAGACAGCAUAUUAAAAGCAUGUCUCCUGUAAUGAGAAUAUAUAUAGGUUACUGGCUGGUUUCCUUAUUUUAAAUUUUGCGCGCAUUCAGUCACGUUGCAAGUUUGAGUUGCUCAUUUGGAUUCCAACUACUGGAAGGAUGUUUUCCCAACCUGAUCAACAUGGUAUGUUUGCUUUUAAUUUCUUUUAUCAUGAUGUUAAGAUUAUUUUUGAUGCUAUAGCUGAAUCACUAAUGCCAAAAAUUCCCCGUUUAAAUAUUUGCAAAUCCCCCGUUUUUUGCCAAAUCACUUGGUUUCGUGAGAUACCAGAUCUUAUACCAAGCGUUAGCAAAUAUACUAUAUUUUAUUUCGUUGAUAUAGAAUAAAAUUGCGCUUUUAAGGUCCGAAAAUAACAUUGAAAUUUUUGUAUUUUGUGAAUAAUUAGUUUUUAAAACAAAAUGACAUAAAAUGAAACUUGUGAAUCGUUUUA